Molecule: messenger RNA, 1796 nt
Organism: Syngnathus typhle (broad-nosed pipefish)
Lineage: Eukaryota; Metazoa; Chordata; Actinopteri; Syngnathiformes; Syngnathidae
Product: interactor of HORMAD1 protein 1
Exons: 8
Coding region: 338-1537 (399 amino acids)
Biological process (GO): meiotic DNA double-strand break formation; homologous chromosome pairing at meiosis; DNA recombination
Cellular component (GO): condensed nuclear chromosome
Source: RefSeq, a predicted model, not a curated record
ACUCUGUUGAGGCCAUGCAAAAUUUGUUCAAUGAAACUAAAAGUGCAUCAGUGUGAAAAAUCGUGCAAUGCAGUUAAGCGAUGACGAGGCAAGGCGCGAUUGUAGAACGAUGGCGUUCUCUCCACCAGGUGACAGAAGAUACAGGUAACCUGUGGAAACCACCUGUUCUCAGUCAUACCACAGACGUCAUCGCCUUUUCCUGCAAGUACAGCCUUGAGUUCUAUUAAACAGGCUUAAAGUAAAUUUCUGAGUAAAUUUAGACGGGAUCGGCGUUAUUGUAGUAUUUUACAGUACUUUCCACAACAUUUUUCGUUUGAUUGUGUGCUGAGCAGAAGCAAUGAAUCACACGGCGAAUAUAAAAGAAAUACUGAACACACAGUCAGGAGGAUGCAGAAAUUCAGGCCCCAACUUCACAGACUCUCAGUUUUUCUUUGGGUCCCAGUUUUGGCGUGAUAACCCUCAAAACUUUUCUCAGGAUAUGAGUUUGUCAUCUAGGAACUCCCAGCAAAGUUCACAAGAGUGUAGUGACCCAAAGAUUUCAACCCGUUAUCAGUCCAAACCUCUCUUGUUUGGAGGAGACCCAAAGGACUUUUUUGGAGACUCCAAAAAACUUUUGGAUGCAUUUGAGGAGGAAAAGAAAAAAGCAAAAGAUAAAAGUGACCGUGAUAUGCUUGCAAAAGAAUGCCUUCAAAUUCGUGAAACCCUAACCAAAGUCCAGCAACUCGUUGCAAACACGGAAGAGAACACAUCUGUAUGCCAAACCAUCCUCCAAAAGUUAAGCGAUUUGUCUUCCACAUUGCAAAGUCUAAGCAGUAUCCAGAGCGACAUUUCACAGCAGUUUAAAACGUUAUUGGACACAGUGAACUCCCAGAAAGAGAUGAUGAUCGAACUGGGGGAACGUGUGCAAAAGAAUGGAGACCGCAGCAUAGAACUUGGGGCAAAUAUGAAAAGCGACGUGGAGUGUCUGAGACUGGAGCAAGACAAAUCCAAUUUGAAGCAAGAAAGCAAGCUUGAGGAGGCUUUGCAGCUGCUCAAUGUUUUAGUUUCAGAGCACUCGACUAAGCACCGUCCUCUUGACGUAACUGACAAAGCCAUGCAGACAUCACCAGGACGGGAUAAAGGGGUCCAAACGGUACAGGAUACAUCGGACGGGCAGGUUUCUGUUCCGGACUGUGUUGUCAGAAAGCGAAAAGAGAAAAGCAUAAGUAGGUACAGAAGGCGACCUCUAGUCCGCCAGAGAUCCAAGCUCACUGUCACAGAUCAACCUCAUACCGACAGCAGCAAACAGCAAAUUGUUUCGACGGCUCCCGGAGAACCUCCUGACCUGGGCAGAAUAAGCGGUCACGAGAUUUCAGUCCAGUCGAACCCAAAAAGCAAAUCCAGUAAAAGCGUCGGAUGUUUCAUCACACCUCUUAGCUGUUGGUCUCAUGAUAGUAGCCGCCCUGAAAGCCCCAAAAAUGUCAACCCCGACUCAGAGGUAAUUCUAAUUGAGUCCAGUCCUCCUGAUCUCCUCUGGCAUCUUUUUGAAAUCGAUUAGGUGUGAAAUACAGUUUUGUGGAAAAUGGGUCAUUGAUGUGUAUUAUUGAUUAUUUUGUUGUGGUUAUUUAUAUGGUUGGAUAAUUUUAGUCGGAGAAGAAAUGCAUGUGGACAUGUCUCCAAAAAUCUUUGUCAUGAUUAUAGUUUAUUUCCCAUCAUCAAGAAAUACGUUCAGUUUCUUUGCUCAUAUUUGCAUUUAACUUAUUAUUCUGUAUCUAUGUUCUUGGCUUGUCAGUUGGAAAUAAAGCCUCGCUCACAGA